Messenger RNA from Hemiscyllium ocellatum (epaulette shark), 3215 nucleotides. RefSeq names its product mitochondrial fission regulator 1-like (gene mtfr1l). The transcript has 7 exons. Gene Ontology annotation, biological process: mitochondrial fission; aerobic respiration. The record is from RefSeq and is a predicted model, not a curated record. Gene Ontology annotation, cellular component: mitochondrion. Bases 116 to 1066 code for a protein of 316 amino acids. NCBI's taxonomy places the organism in Eukaryota, Metazoa, Chordata, Chondrichthyes, Orectolobiformes, Hemiscylliidae.
AUUAAAAGGGCCAUGGUAACGUGCUCUUGGCUCGCAUCACCGGGACAUUUGGGUCUUGAUGCUGCGAAGGGGGACGGCGUAGAUUUUUAUCAUUCCCGAUGUGUCAGUGCACUGAAUGCUGAAAGGCCCAGCCGCCCCUUCCUUUCCUCUGAUUUAUACGAUGAUUCCAAUAUGGCAAAACAAACCUUAUGGAUCCUCUCGCAGUGUUGUUCGAAUGAUCGGAUCAAACCUCCCUUUGAAACCGUGUCCUCGAGUUUGUUUUCAGCUUGUUCCAGGACUCACUGCAGCUGAGUCCCUAAAUUCUAUGCAGAAAGAUAAACCAGCUGUGCCAACCUUAGCAGACAUUGCGUGGAUAGCUGCAGAUGAGGGGGAAUCUUUCACCAGGAUGAGAGCUGAUGCCAGACCUUACAGGGAAGAGUGGCACCCUACCCCACUCCUCAUAAUGCACAGAAAUUCAUCAGUCCCCAACUUUCGAAGGGAAGGGAGAAAACUUGAAAGUCUGAAGAAACCGGGUUUAGCUGCUCUGAACCAUACAGUUGCACUUCAAGAUGAGCUUAGUCGUUUGCGAGAACAAAUUGCAAAAAUAGUCGCUGCGCCAGAGACAAAAAUGGAUACUACAUCUGCCCCUCUUACUCCAGAACUUUGUUCUCCUGACACAUCGAGUAUUGCCUGCUCUUUACCAGAUUUUGAAUCCGCAUACCCUCCUUUAGCAUCAUUUACUAUAAAUGAUGAUAUUCCGGAGUCCGACGAGCCAGAAUCUUUGAGUCUCGCAUCCUUUUCCAUUGCUGCUUCAUCAAACUUUGACUUUGACUUUGAAAAUAAGGGGCAGGAUUUAACAAUGAAUGACGAUGCUGACGAUGAGACCUCCUGCCUUUCAAAGUCCACCAGCUUUGCAGACAUGAUGGAUAUUCUGAAAGAUAUGAAUAGGGUUAAAUUAAAUUCGCUGCAGGGGUCCAGGAGAGGCUCUCAGCUUUUGAGAGAGAAUGACCCGUCAGUGCUUAUAUCGGAAGCGUUGAAACGCAAGUUCACAGUUCAAGACAGCUCUAUUUUUAAGAAGGAAGACUGAUCAAAUAAGAUCUUCAAACAUCAAGUAGUAAUCCCUACAAAUUUAAAACCAGGAUGGGAAACUGAGUCACUUGAAAUGGACUGCUUUACUCUCAGCCAGUUCAUACACUCUGUAUGGAAUCCUGCUACUUGGAGCAAGCAUGAUGUGUUGAUCAGAAAAGCGCAUAGUUUUUGCACUCAAAAUUACAGGUUGUGGAUACAAACCUAAAUGAGGCAAGCUUGUAUUUGUGCCUUGUGUAUACAGAUUUAUUGUGGAGUAAAGCCUUCCUUAUUUCUGCUAUUUGUUUUUCUUUUGUUAGAAGGAAUAAGUUUAUGGGUUGGUGUUAAACCAGUGAAUUGGGAUUUAUAUUUGAUUUACUGAAUAAUUUCGUGCUGAAUUUUUGUCUCUAUUUGGAUUUUCUCCAUUGACAUUUGCAUGUCCUGAAAGAGGCUGCACAUUCAGUGAAGUGUUCAGUUGUUCCAGUUUAAUUAGAAACAAUGGUAACUUUUUUUAAAGUGUUACAUUCAAAAGGGCAAAACAGAUUGUGAUCCUUUUUUCACUUCUUUGUGUCUGUUCCUCAAACUGCAAUUAAUCCUCUUUUUUAAAAAAAAGUUGAUAAAGUUUUCUCAGUCGCAUAUUAGCAUCCAUGUGAUUGGAAUGCGGCUGUGCAGAUUUGGGCUGAAUGCCUGAAACAUUUUGGUAUGUUCCCCUUUUUUUAAUCAAUUGGCUGUGUUUUCUUUUAGUUGUUCCCUCCUUCCCAUUCCCUAAUGAUAUUCACAGAAGGUGCAUCCAGAUACAGUUAGUUCAGAAAUUUUAACAAGUUCCUUAACUAGAUGUUAAUUAUUGCUUACAUAUGUCACACAAACAAUAGUCACUCAGCAGUCUGAAGUUCAAUUACUGAGGGACACAUGCUACCCAUGCUUUGUGAGCCAAUUCCAAUUUUAAUCUUUAUUGAAAGAGAUUUUAUGGACCUGCUAAAUUCCAGUGCUGGUUGCUGCUAGUAUAUUUCUGCUGUAGCUGGCCUGGAAACAUUAUUCCAUAUGUUUCCAGUUUUUGUGAUAUUCAUUUGUAAAUAGAUGCCUGGAUGAGAGUGAAGACACAGCUAAAGAUGCAAAUGGUAAUGCAGUUAAAAGUUUAGUUGAGCUUGUGCAAGGUCGUGUGUUUUACAUUGUCACUUAGCUGCUUGAUACUUUGGUGAAAUAAAGGGUUGGGUGGUCACUCAUAGUACAGUAAUUACAUUUUUGCAAGGUUUGUGAAAGUUUGUAGCUCAGGUUGAGGUACAGGGCGUAGGUUUGCUCGCUGAGCUGUUGGUUUGAUAUCUAGACGUUUCAUUACCGGGUUAGGUAACAUCAGAGGUGGCCUCCAAGUGAAGCAAAGCUGUUGUCUCCUGCUUUCUAUUUGUUUGUCCUGGAUGGGGUUCCUGGGGUUUGUGGUGAUGUCAUUUCCUGUUUGUUUUCUGAGGGGUUGAUAGAUGGUAUCCAGAUCUGUGUGUUUAUGGCAUUGUGGUUGGAGUGCCACGCCUCUAAGAACUCUCUGGCAUGUCUUUGCUUAGCCUGUCCCAGGAUAGAUGUGUUGUCCCUGUCGAAAUGAUGGUCGAACACACAACGAAGCUGUAUCAGAACACUAUUCCAACAAGCCACCACACACUGCAGCACAGACGAACUUCAGAAAACAAAGGAGAACCACCUAUACAUAUUUAAGAGCGGAUACUCAAAAAAUACAGUGCGCAGAUUCCUCCAGAAUAAACCACGGCAAACAGACCAAACACAGCCAGAAAUCCUAACCAUCUUACCAUACAUCAAAGAAGUUUCAAAAAUGACAGCCAGACUACUAAGACCCCUCAGAAUCCUAGUAACGUACAAACCCAUCAACACACAAACAAAAACUAACAAACUUAGAAGACCCAGUACAACCCAUGGACAAAACCAAUGUAGUCUACAAAAUUCCACACAAGAACUGCCACAAACACUACCUAGGACAAACGGGAAGAAAGUUAGCCACCAGGAUACACGAACACCAGCUAGCCACAAAAAGACACGAGCCUCUCUCCCUCGUAGCCCUACACACGCAUGAAAAAAACCCACCAUUUGACUGGGACAGGCUAAGCAAAGACAUGCCAGAGAAUUCCUAGAGGCCUGGCACUCCAUCCACAACGCCAUAAACAAACGCA